GCUGAUAUACCUUGGCGUAGAUAUAUAAGGAGGACACGACACAAAUGCAUAAAACUCCGGUGAGAAAGCUAAUCAGCCAUGGCAAAGCUAAACUCCUUUAUCUUGACUCUUUGGUUUCUCAUCCUCCCAAUCAGCUGCAGCCUCAGAGAAUGCCGUCGACGGCAGCCGGGGCAGGUGGAAGAAGGUGGUCCUGCCGCCUUGUACGUAUUCGGGGACUCUUUCUUAGAUUCUGGAAACAACGACUACAUCAACACCACUGCUCUCUACCUAGCUAACUUCUGGCCUUAUGGUGAGACCUUCUUCCACUUCCCCACCGGCCGGUUCUCCAACGGCCGUCUGAUGUCGGACUUCAUUGCGGAAUACGCAAAACUGCCAUUGACUCGACCGUUUCUACAGCCAGGCAUUGAUCAGAUGGAUUACUACUAUUACAAGAAUGGAGUGAACUUUGCAUCCGCGGGAGCAGGAGCUCUUGUUGGGACUUUUCAAGGAUUGGUAAUCAGUCUCAGUGAGCAGUUAAAUUUCUACAGGAAGGUAGUGGAAGGGUUAAGACAGAAACUAGGGGAUGUGGAAUCCAAGAAAACCCUGUCAAAAGCUGUCUACUUGUUUAGCAUUGGAACCAACGAUUACACUAGCAUUUUCCUGCAACAUUCCAACAUUCUCAGCCACUACUCUAAAUCCACUUAUGUUGGAAUGGUGAUUGGCAACUUAACCAUCGCCAUUAGAGAGGUGUAUGGAAGAGGAGGCAGGAAAUUUGGAUUUCUCAAUCUGGGGCCCCUAGGUUGUCUUCCAGCCAUAAGGGUACUUGGUCCAGAUCAUGAAGGCAUUAAUGGCGGCUGCUUAGAAGAAGAAGCUUCAACACUAGCUAAGUUGCAUAAUGAAGCACUCUCAAAAAUGCUAUCAGAAUUAGAGAGCCAACUAAAGGAUUUCAGAUAUGCACUUUAUGACUUCCACACCAACUUGAGAGAGAGAAUGGAUCACCCCUCCAUAUAUGGUUUCAAGGAAGGCAUGGCAGCAUGCUGUGGAACAGGGGAGUUCAGGGGAGAAUUCAGCUGUGGAGGAAGAAGGCCAGUGAAGGAGUUUGAGCUGUGCGAUAACCCAGCUGAAUAUGUGUUUUGGGACUCUAUCCAUCUCACUGAAGAGGCUAACCAACAAAUGGCAGCUCAAAUGUGGGCUGGAGGAGGCCCUUACGCUGUUAAGCCUUACAAUCUGAAAACUCUAUUCGAGUGCCUCCACUAAUAUAUAUUUGAUGAAUUUGAUGAAAUUUUUUUUACUCGAUGAAUACAUGUAUCCCAUGCUUCCGUUUGCUAUCAAGGAAUUUGAUUUACAAUA
Messenger RNA from Rhododendron vialii, 1329 nucleotides. Its product is annotated as GDSL esterase/lipase 5-like. The coding region runs from base 79 to 1236 and encodes 385 amino acids. Lineage: Eukaryota; Viridiplantae; Streptophyta; Magnoliopsida; Ericales; Ericaceae. Gene Ontology annotation, molecular function: hydrolase activity, acting on ester bonds. The record is from RefSeq and is a predicted model, not a curated record. The transcript is spliced from 5 exons.